Messenger RNA from Ectocarpus sp. CCAP 1310/34, 672 nucleotides. The record is from the annotation of a GenBank genome assembly. Lineage: Eukaryota; Phaeophyceae; Ectocarpales; Ectocarpaceae.
AUGGUGAAACGCUUUGAUGUACAAUCGACCUCCCGCAUCCCUGCUUCCCCUGGUGUCGACCUAGGACCGAAGCGACAUGACGAGAAGGGAGGGGAAUGGCCGGUGAGGGAGGCCAUCGGCAGCAUGAUGUGGGUGCCGACGUUCUCGCGUCCAGACGUCUCGUUCGCCGUACGUGCGGUAGCGCGCCACGCCCACGCCCCGGCGAAGCGGCACUGGGAUGCCAUACAGAAGAUCCUCGGCUACCUGAAAGGGACGAGGGACCUCGGCAUUACCUACCAACGGGGAUCGGGGUUAGGGCUGGCCGUCAAGACACCGAGCAUCGUGUCUCUGUCUUCGACGGAGGCCGAGUACGUUGCUGCCGGGGAGGGCGUCAAGGAGGCGUUGUUUGUGCGUGCUGUGCUUUCGUUUGUGGCCCCAGAGACCAGUGGUAGCAGCGUCCAGGUCCUUGAGGACAACCAGGGGGCCAUAGUGUUGGUGCAGAACCCCCUCAGCUCCUUUCGGACGAAACACAUCGACGUGAGAGUUCAUUUCAUCCGCGGAUUGUUUAUGUCGGGGGAUAUUUCGGUCAAGUUCGUUCCGACUACGGAGCAACACGCGGACCUCCUAACCAAGGACCUUAGCAGGGCCAGUCUGCAGUACCACCGGCGGAAGUUGAUGAAUUCGCCGGAGUAG